Sitodiplosis mosellana (orange wheat blossom midge) is the source of this 1717-nucleotide messenger RNA. RefSeq lists its product as uncharacterized. The coding region runs from base 402 to 1499 and encodes 365 amino acids. The record is from RefSeq and is a predicted model, not a curated record. The transcript is spliced from 5 exons. NCBI's taxonomy places the organism in Eukaryota, Metazoa, Arthropoda, Insecta, Diptera, Cecidomyiidae.
UUGUUAGCCGACGAAUACGAUCGCACUUUUAGUCCUUAAGAUUGAAAUCUCGUGAAAUUCAAGUUGGGUAUCAGUCGGUUUUUUAUUUCGGUGUUUCCCCACAUCACACAUCUUCCGUUAUAUGAUAACAGUGAACGGAACGAUUUUAACCAGUUCUAGAGCGACUGUUCAGCGGUAAACACCUGUGUGUCUGUGCGAUGUGAUCAAGUGAUUACGGGUGCAAACGAAGCAUUAUCGCUGAUUUAAUGAUCAACGAAUUCGCAUGAUUGAACGAUCUCCGGAAUAUAAAUGACAUUUCGAGACUAAGUUACGAAGUUGAAAUCGAAUUAAAAGACAUUACCGAUAUCAUUCGCUUAUCAGAAACGAAUUUUAAAGUUUACGUAAACGAGAAGGAGACAACAAUGAAAAAAUUCAACAAUUUCGGCGUUUUUAGCACGAUAUUCAUCUUGAUUUUGUCAAGCGAGCAAAUUUUCGGCACAAUUUAUUACGAAAUCAAUGACAAUUAUCCAAUUGCCGUUGAAUCCGUUCAUGCUUCGAAUUAUCGAACAGGGGGCAAAAGAAGCGCACAAAAUUACGAUGAUGCCGAACAUACAGGAUUGAAACUAGUGCAACCGCCGAAAGAUGAACAUGACACUGAGAUUCCUCAAGUCACAUCGGCUCUUAAAAAGCCAAGACAUGCGAGAACGAAUCGCUUUUGUGUGAGAUGUCCCAAGCCAAUACAGGCUGUGUCGCGUGAAGGCCUGGAUGGUGUUCUGGUACAACCACCACCGCCGCGUUCAUGCAAAACCCAUUUGCCAUUUUCCGAGCAUUUAUUUAAAAUAGAAACACUUUUCGGACCAGAUAUUCCAUUCGUACUACCAAAAGGUCGACAUAGUCUUCAUGCAAAAAUUCGUAACGUUGAAACGGGUCUGGUCAUUCGGAGUUGUGUUUUGAAAUAUGAUGUAAUUGUACCGCAUUGUAAUGGUUACCCGAAUUUGAAAAACAAGAAUUUAACAAUGUCUUGUACGGCUGCCACUGUUUGGGGCUCGAAAUGUGCAUUCGGAUGCAAGAAUGAAGGCGAAUUUCUUACACAUCGCGAACCAAUGGUCUGUAGCGAGAGCUUGGAAUGGAUCGGAGAAGAACCGAAUUGCACUCAGGAGUUGAAUAACGAGGUCUACCUUGGCGACGAGCCGGCGAAUGAUACCAAAAGUGGGGAGUACUGUACACAGCCAGAGCCACCGACAAACGGUCGUUUUAUUUGUGUUGCAGCAAAUCAAGAUUUUCAAGCUCUUUUGACUAACGUGGAUGUAAAUCUCAUCGAAACGCAAAGAACUUUGGCACCUGGCAGCACAUGUCAUGUGCAAUGCAAUCGCAGCUUCGCAAUUCCAUACCAUUUGAAUCCUUUUUCGAAAGUGGAAUGCACCAACGGCACAUGGAACACAACAAAUAUCGAUUUUUGCUACAAAAGACAGCCACAACGUCGGCAUUUAAAGUAUCAUCGCAAAGAGACACACACAUAAAUUUUUCCAUUGCAUAUUGAAGCCAAAGUGCACAAGAAAGAAGGGAACUAUCAUAGAAAGAAAAUUCUUUCAUAUCAAACAAAGAGACAUCAAACGCCAGAUUUUGUAUUAAAAUUCAUGAAUUUAUCCAAUUUUAGACAGUAAGCGCAAUCGAUCGAUUCAAAUCACACCCAUUGAAUUUUUUUAAAAAUAUAACGAAUAAAGAUUUAUUUGAUUCG